Fragaria vesca subsp. vesca is the source of this 1313-nucleotide messenger RNA. Its product is annotated as syntaxin-121-like. The transcript has 3 exons. NCBI's taxonomy places the organism in Eukaryota, Viridiplantae, Streptophyta, Magnoliopsida, Rosales, Rosaceae. Gene Ontology annotation, biological process: exocytosis; intracellular protein transport; vesicle fusion. Gene Ontology annotation, molecular function: SNAP receptor activity; SNARE binding. Gene Ontology annotation, cellular component: endomembrane system; plasma membrane; SNARE complex. Bases 154 to 1065 code for a protein of 303 amino acids. The record is from RefSeq and is a predicted model, not a curated record.
CUGCCGUCACGCGUUUACGGAAGCCCAAGUGGUACGGCCCAGUCACUUCCUUCCUGCUUCUUCUUUCUUUCUCAUUACAAAGAGGGACCUUGUCCAUCAUCAACCACGUCGUUGACUAAUCUCCCUCUUCAGGAGAACAAGAAGAAGUUAAAGAUGAAUGAUCUGUUCUCGGGGUCGUUCUCGCGGUUCCGUAGCGAACCGGACAACAACGACGAGCACGUUAUCGAGAUGUCAUCGGCGACCGGCACCGGCACCGGAGUCAAUUUGGAUAAGUUCUUCGGCGACGUGGAGUCCGUCAAGGACGAGCUGAAGGAGCUGGAGCGCAUCCACCAGAACCUCCAGGCGGCUCACGAGCAGAGCAAGACGCUCCACAACGCCAACACCGUCAAGGACCUCCGAUCUCGGAUGGACGGUGACGUCACUCUCGCUCUCAAGAAGGCCAAAGUGAUCAAGGUCCGCCUCGAGGCCUUGGAUCGGUCCAACGCCGCCAAUAGGAGCCAGCCGGGCUGCGGGCCGGGGUCGUCGUCUGACCGGACCAGGAUCUCCGUCGUCAACGGCCUCCGGAAGAAGCUGAAAGACUCCAUGGAGAGCUUCAACUCGCUCCGCCAGAAGAUCUCUCUAGAGUACAGAGAGACCGUGCAGAGGAGAUACUACACGGUCUCCGGCGAGAAUCCCGACGAGAAAACUCUCGACCUGUUAAUUUCCACCGGCCAGAGUGAAACGUUUCUGCAGAAGGCGAUCCAGGAGCAAGGCCGGGGACAGGUGCUGGACACGAUCAACGAGAUCCAGGAGCGGCACGACGCUGUGAAAGACAUGGAGAAGAAUCUGCACGAGCUGCACCAGGUGUUCCUCGACAUGGCGGUGUUGGUCCAAGCUCAAGGGGAGCAGCUGGACGACAUAGAGAGCCAUGUGCAGAGAGCCAGCUCGUUCGUCAGGGGAGGGACGCAGGAGCUGGGCAAGGCCAAGGUGUACCAGAGGAACACCCGCAAGUGGACUUGCUAUUUAAUCAUACUGUUGUUGGUGAUUGCUUUGAUCAUCAUUUUGAGUUUGAAGCCGUGGAAUUGAACCAGUAUGUUGUUCACAUCGAAGUGUUUAAUCUGGGCACAAGUGUUUAAUACGCCAUGGCAAUUUUCAUUUGCAAUCCAAAAAUCAGGCGAGAUGGUGGCCGUCGAUAAGCACUUGAAGCGGAGUUUGUCAACAAUAUGUUUUAUUUUUUAUUUUGUUAAAUGAAAAAUGAAAAAUAGAAAAUAAUGUUUGAGUUUUUAUAAUCAAGAAAUAAAUAUUUUUUAUUUUAAUAAUUAAAAUGAUGAAAA